Molecule: messenger RNA, 1263 nt
Organism: Pelobates cultripes (western spadefoot toad)
Lineage: Eukaryota; Metazoa; Chordata; Amphibia; Anura; Pelobatidae
Source: the annotation of a GenBank genome assembly
AUGGCACUACGAAAUAUGGCUGCGCCCCCCGCCUCACGCCCGGCAGGAUCCACACAAGCGACCGGAACCCACAGGGCCUACCUCCUGGACCCACAGAGUCCUGACUCUGAACUGCAGGGGACUGAAUAUCCCAGAGAGGCGGACACAACUGCUCCGAGACCUAUGCAGACGCCAUAUAGCAGUGGCCCUUUUACAGGAAACCCACUUCAAAGAAGGAUCCGCACCCUCACUAAAAAACAAGGACUACCCCACUGCGGUCUUCAGCAACCACACCUCCGCGAGACGGGCGGGAGUGGCGAUACUCUUGGCGGCAAAACUCCUAUUCCGAGAAAUAGACAGACUGGUAGACCCCCACAGGAACGCUACCUGUUUCUGAAAGGUGAAAUCCAAGACCGCAAAUACACAUUCGCGACACUAUACGUGCCGAACAGCAACCAAGCCCAACAUAUUCGCAGGGCCCUCUCCAAACUCUCCUCAUUCACAGAGGGGAUCCUGAUGCUGGGGAGUGACUUUAACGUCCCCCUACACCCACUACUAGACUCCUCCAUGGGGCACAGCAGAGUCCUCCAAGGAGCACUGCGGAACAUACAAACAUCUCUCCGAAGCCUAAGACUUGUGGACUGCUGGAGGGCAACCCACCCCACAGAUAAGGAAUAUACCCACUACUUGGCACCCCACAAACGAUAUGCUAGACUAGACUAUCUAUUCAUGCAACAAGAAAUCCUCACGAGGUUACAAUCAGCGGAGAUAGAGGCAGCACUCUGGUCGGAUCACAGCCCAGUCACAAUGGCAGUAGACUCUCCGCUGCUGCAACCCGCCACACGAACAUGGAGAUUGCAAGACUCACUCCUCCUAGACGCAGGGAUACGGGAAAAGGUAUCUGAGGAACUGAACGCAUAUUUCGACCUGAAUGCAACAGGAGAACUAACAGACCCCACAAACUGGGAGGCGCACAAAAGCGUAGUUCAGGGCAUACUGAUUCGCCUGACUGCUAAGAAGAGAAAAGUAUCCCGACAACAGAUAGCCGAUCUCAUAGACAAAAUCACGUCACUAGAAUCGCAACAUAAAAGAUCUCAACUGGUCUCGACCCACGCUGCACUGCUGGAGGCAUGCAGGCUCCUGCGAGACCACAUCGCACGAACCCACUACCGCACCAUACAACGCUCAAAAGCUUUCUUUUACCAGCACGCAAACAAGGGAGGGAAACUGCUAGCGAAAAUGCUCAAGGGACCCCAACCACUAGCUCAGGUCCAUAAACUCUGA